Messenger RNA from Eubalaena glacialis (North Atlantic right whale), 2045 nucleotides. It is a transcript of the gene GK, whose product is annotated as glycerol kinase. Gene Ontology annotation, cellular component: mitochondrion. The record is from RefSeq and is a predicted model, not a curated record. The coding region runs from base 179 to 1855 and encodes 558 amino acids. NCBI's taxonomy places the organism in Eukaryota, Metazoa, Chordata, Mammalia, Artiodactyla, Balaenidae. Gene Ontology annotation, biological process: glycerol-3-phosphate biosynthetic process; triglyceride metabolic process; glycerol metabolic process. The transcript has 21 exons. Gene Ontology annotation, molecular function: glycerol kinase activity.
GGGAUGGAGGGGCGGGGUGAGAAGGCUCCGCGCCGGUAAAGGGGCCGCCCGAGCGCGGUCCGAGCCAUCUACUGCUGCCGGCCACCCGGACCUCCCGACUCGCAGCCCGCCCCUUCCCCGCCCGCCGCCGUCACCAGGGAAACGGGCCGCGACCGCCCGCCGACCCCAAGCUGGUUUCAUGGCAGCCGCGAAGAAAGCAGUUUUGGGGCCGUUGGUGGGAGCAGUGGACCAGGGCACCAGCUCGACGCGCUUUUUGGUUUUCAAUUCAAAAACAGCCGAACUACUUAGUCAUCAUCAAGUGGAAAUAAAACAAGAGUUUCCAAGAGAAGGAUGGGUGGAGCAGGACCCUAAGGAAAUUCUGCAUUCUGUCUAUGAGUGUAUAGAGAAAACGUGUGAGAAACUUGGCCAGCUCAAUAUUGAUAUUUCCAACAUAAAAGCUAUUGGUGUCAGUAACCAGAGGGAAACCACUGUAGUCUGGGACAAGUUAACUGGAGAGCCUCUCUACAACGCUGUGGCUGCUGCAGUUUCUCCUGGCCCUUCAGAUCCAGCUGCCGUUGUUCCCUCUGGCUCUUCAGUUCCAGCUGCUGGCACUUCCUCAGUGUGGCUUGACCUAAGAACCCAGUCUACCGUUGAGAGUCUUAGUAAAAGAAUUCCAGGAAAUAAUAACUUUGUCAAGUCCAAGACAGGCCUUCCACUUAGCACUUAUUUCAGUGCAGUGAAACUUCGUUGGCUCCUUGACAAUGUGAGAAAAGUUCAAAAGGCAGUUGAAGAAGAUAGAGCUCUUUUUGGGACCGUUGAUUCAUGGCUUAUUUGGAGCUUGACAGGAGGAGCCAGUGGAGGUGUCCAUUGUACAGAUGUAACAAAUGCAAGCAGGACGAUGCUUUUCAACAUCCAUUCUUUGGAAUGGGAUAAAGAGCUCUGCGAAUUUUUUGAAAUUCCAAUGAAAAUUCUUCCAAAUGUCCGGAGUUCUUCUGAGAUCUACGGCCUAAUGAAAAUCUCUCAUAGUCUGAAAGCUGGGGCCUUGGAAGGUGUACCAAUAUCUGGGUGUUUGGGGGACCAAUCUGCCGCAUUGGUGGGACAAAUGUGCUUCCAGGAUGGACAAGCCAAAAACACGUAUGGAACAGGCUGUUUCUUACUGUGUAAUACAGGCCGUAAGUGUGUAUUUUCUGAACAUGGCCUUCUGACCACAGUGGCUUACAAACUCGGCAGAGACAAACCAGUGUAUUAUGCGUUAGAAGGUUCCGUAGCUAUAGCCGGUGCUGUUAUUCGCUGGCUCAGGGACAAUCUUGGAAUUAUAAAGACCUCUGAGGAAAUUGAAAAACUUGCUAAAGAAGUAGGUACUUCUUAUGGCUGCUAUUUCGUCCCAGCAUUUUCAGGGCUAUAUGCACCUUAUUGGGAGCCCAGUGCAAGAGGGAUCAUCUGUGGGCUCACUCAGUUCACCAAUAAAUGCCAUAUUGCUUUUGCUGCAUUAGAAGCUGUUUGUUUCCAAACUCGAGAGAUUUUGGACGCCAUGAACCGCGACUGUGGAAUUCCGCUCAGCCAUUUGCAGGUAGACGGAGGAAUGACCAACAACAAAAUUCUGAUGCAGCUACAAGCAGACAUUCUGUAUAUCCCAGUAGUGAAGCCCUCGAUGCCCGAAACAACUGCCCUGGGAGCUGCCAUGGCAGCAGGGGCUGCAGAAGGGGUUGGCGUUUGGAGUCUGGAACCUGAGGACUUGUCAGCUGUCACAAUGGAACGGUUUGAACCUCAGAUCAACGCUGAGGAAAGUGAAAUUCGUUAUUCUACGUGGAAGAAAGCUGUGAUGAAGUCAAUGGGUUGGGUUACAACUCAGUCUUCAGAAAGUGGUAUGCCAUAAAUACUACCAACUCAUGGAUUCCAAAGAUGCGAGCUCUUUACCUAUCGAGAGAAUCCAGUGAUUCUGUCUCUUAAUGUGAUGACACUAUUCAUAGACUCUGAUUUUAUUUAUCAGCCACUAGCUGCAUGACCCUCCAAGUAGACCUGUGGCUUGAAAUAAAGAAAAUGCAGCAGAAAGAAUGCUAUAGAAA